Molecule: messenger RNA, 483 nt
Organism: Sphaeroforma arctica JP610
Lineage: Eukaryota; Ichthyosporea; Ichthyophonida
Exons: 4
Coding region: 1-483 (160 amino acids)
Source: RefSeq, a predicted model, not a curated record
AUGAAAGGCAUACAUAAUCCAUUCCGGAAACGGAAAACAAAUCAAAAUGAAGAUUUAUUUGGCGAUGACUGGGUAACUCCCAACCAAUCUAUGGAAGGCAUACCAGACCAACAGCCGACUUUGGCCGAGAAAGAAUUAGCCGUCGCCUUAAAGAACCAAGCGAAGAAUGCAAAACUCUUUCCUUGGCUGGGUUCGGUUGUGUUCGGCGCUUUAAGUAUUCUAUCAGUCGCGGGCUCGGUCAUCACAUUCGGAUCCCUGGUAUCCCUGGACGAAGUGUGUCCACUCGUUAAUUCGGGUUGCGGCCAAUUCAACCGGUCUGGCCUGGCCUGGUUUCUCUGGUUUCAGACCGUGUUGUGUUGUUCUAUGGCCGUGGGCGACUCUGCGGAUGACCUGAUUGGAAGAAUUAGGUCGCCUGUGAAUCGGAAAGACCACUUUGUGCUCUCAAAACCCGAUCUGGCACAAUCUGCGAUGUAUGGGGAGUAG